GCUGUCUGCGUACAUGUUCUUCGCCAAUGAACAGCGCGAAAAUGUUCGCGAGGAGAACCCCGGUGCCACGUUCGGCCAAGUUGGCAAGAUCCUCGGUGAGCGGUGGAAGGCUCUGACCGACAAGCAACGGGCGCCGUACGAGGCCAAGGCCGCCGCUGAUAAGAAGCGCUACGAAGAUGAGAAACAGGCGUACAACGCCGACGGCGAGGAAGAGGAGUCUUCCUAGGCGUGCUCUAUUCUCGCCGACGCAUUGCGCUCUUGGCGACCA
Canariomyces notabilis is the source of this 268-nucleotide messenger RNA. RefSeq names its product high mobility group box. The transcript is spliced from 2 exons. NCBI's taxonomy places the organism in Eukaryota, Fungi, Ascomycota, Sordariomycetes, Sordariales, Chaetomiaceae. Gene Ontology annotation, molecular function: DNA binding, bending. The record is from RefSeq and is a predicted model, not a curated record. Bases 14 to 226 code for a protein of 70 amino acids.